AAGACGCGGUUGGUGCUCCGGACCCAAUACGGGACUCUUCCCUUUAUUUUCACUCCCGCUUUUUCGACCCCGUUUUUGUGCAGCGAAAGGGCACGGGAGCAUGGGUUCCGCGAGCGGAAGCAAACCUCCUUCGAAGCCAAUGAGGAGAGAAAUUGCCUUCUCGUCUCUUUCCCCUUCAAAUCCCAACGGAGAAACGACGUUAAACACAAACCCUAAACCUAAAUUUGACCCGAUUUGCCCCGGACCUCGCCCUCCCGGCCGUUACCGGCGGACCUGACGCUGGAUCCAUUGCCAUGUCGAUCGAUGGAGCGGAGGAGGACGAUGUGUUUGCUGGAGCGGAGUUUCUUUCAAGGGAGGAGGUCCUCCGGCGCCGAUCUCGCCGACUGAAGCAGCUGAAUCGGUGCUAUCGUAAGCAUUAUUGGGCGCUUAUGGAGGAGAUUAGGGUCAAGCAUAGGGACUAUUAUUGGGAGUUUGGGAAGAGUCCAGUCGAGGAGGACAACGCUGCCACUGCACCCGGGGCGGGGACUGGCGAAGCAGGGUUAGGGCAAGCCGAAGGGGAAAAUGGGAGUUCUUCAAAGGGCGAGAGAAAGCGGUGCGCUUGCGCUGGGUGCAAAUCAAAGGCCAUGCCACUAACUAAUUAUUGCCAUCCUCACAUUCUCUUCGAUACUAAUCAGACUCUAUAUAAGGCUUGCAACCAUGUUAUUAAGAGCACAAACAACGUUCCCCAAAUCUGCGCCAAACCUGUUCUUAGAGCUGCAUCCCCAUCUCUAUGUCCUGCCCACUUUCAGAGGGCUCAGAGGCAAGUUUCGCAGGCUUUGAAGAAGGCAGGAUUGAAUGUAUACUCCUACAACAAACCUUUUCCAAAGCUUAGUGUGCUGAUUUCCGAGUGUGUGAGGCAGAUUCAAGCUAAAAGACGUAGAAAAAGAUUGAAACUAAACAUCAGCGUAAAUGAAGGACUCAGUGCUCCAGACCCUUUCAAUAACUCUUACAUUUGUUCAAGAUUUGAAGAAGCUGCUAUCCGUCCCGUUCAAUGGCUCACUUCAAUCUAAGUACGUCAUUUGGUUUAUUAGCUCAAUAACAGCAAUUUACUUUCUAACCUGUAUGUAAAUAGGUAUUUACCUGUUGCAAUCCCAGAGGAUUCUUUUGCAUAGUUGAAUUAGCCACCUGCAUAUCAUUCUGAGGGCUAAUUCUGUAGCAUGAAAAGAGAAAAUAUAUCAUCGUUUUUGGGAGUGCAUUGAACUUAGAUAGUGUUGUGGAGUUAGAAAUAAUUUUUCAUUUUUAUAAUUAUGACAGACUAAAACAUUGUUAAAACAGGGAUUUAUAUACCUAACAGCUAAAUUUUACUGUUUACAUUUUUGCCACCCAAAUCUUACAUAUCACAUUAAAAAAAAAAAACAAUUAUUUUGGCUUUUAAAAGGUGAGAUACACCAUUUUAUGCAUGUCUGGCGGUAUAAAUGUAAAACUUAAAGUUUGGUGUUAGAUAUGCAAUACCAUAAUAAUUGGGUGGUAUGUAUGUAAAUCUUCCUUUUAAAAAAGCAUGAUUUCUAACUUGAGCAGCGAAAUGAGCCCUGCUGCCGUUAACCAGUUUUGAUGUUUUCAUUUUUGUAUGCGGCAUAUGCUUAGUUAGGUUGUAUGUAUUUACCUUAGGUUGAUUGCUCUUC
Molecule: messenger RNA, 1661 nt
Organism: Phalaenopsis equestris
Lineage: Eukaryota; Viridiplantae; Streptophyta; Magnoliopsida; Asparagales; Orchidaceae
Product: INO80 complex subunit D-like
Exons: 4
Coding region: 294-1049 (251 amino acids)
Cellular component (GO): NSL complex
Source: RefSeq, a predicted model, not a curated record